Pyrus x bretschneideri (Chinese white pear) is the source of this 1642-nucleotide messenger RNA. RefSeq names its product UDP-galactose/UDP-glucose transporter 7-like. Gene Ontology annotation, molecular function: UDP-glucose transmembrane transporter activity; UDP-galactose transmembrane transporter activity; antiporter activity. The transcript has 7 exons. Gene Ontology annotation, cellular component: Golgi apparatus. The record is from RefSeq and is a predicted model, not a curated record. Lineage: Eukaryota; Viridiplantae; Streptophyta; Magnoliopsida; Rosales; Rosaceae. Bases 452 to 1420 code for a protein of 322 amino acids.
AAUUUGAAAACGCAGUGCUUCCCUACCAUGCUCCAAUCUUUCACAUUUCCCAUUUCUCGCUUUCCCAUUUUUCACAUUCACUUUCCUCCCUUUCCGGCUUUCCGUUACAGCGUUACUCUCUCUCCUCCAUUUUUUUACUCCCUCUCUCCCCCUCCACACUCUCCUCACUCCACUUUCUGGACUUCCUGUCUCUGUGUUCGCUUCAAAACCCCAUCUCAGAACCAGGUUUCAUUCGAUGCAAUUUACUCUCGAAUUGGAUCGGUUACGUCGUACAUCAGUCCUGGGUCCAAUCGAAUCCAAUUCCCUGCUUUCGAAAUUUGGGUUUUCAUCGAUUUAAAGUUUUUUGGUCAAACAAGAAAAAAUUGUCAUGUAGCUUUGAUCAAACAAUAGCUCCCACUAAGCUCAUUUGACACUGAUCCAAAACAAAGGAUUUGUGUUUUGAAGCUUAGAUAUGGCCAUGGAGAAACGUAUUGAGACAGAAGCUAGCUCGUUUUUGAGUUUGUCCGCGGCCUUGUCGUAUGGGGCUGCUUCCAUGGCAAUGGUUUUUAUCAAUAAAGCGGUUAUUAUGGCGUACUCACAUUCAAUGACCCUUCUCACAAUGCAGCAAUUGGCAACUGCUUUGCUUAUACAUGUUGGUCGAAGAACGAGAUCAAGAGGACUAGAAAUGUCCACCGCGAAAAAACUUCUCCCUGUGUCGCUUUUCUAUAAUGCUAAUGUAGCGUUUGCUUUGGCCAGUUUGAAGGGAGUUAACAUUCCCAUGUAUAUUGCAAUCAAAAGGCUCACACUGCUUGCUGUGCUUGUAGCUGGAUUCUUCUCAGGGAAGGGGAGACCCCCAAUACAGGUGUGUCUUUCAGUAACAUUGACUGCAGUAGGGGUUCUGAUAGCUGCACUCGGAGAUUUUUCAUUUGACCUUUUUGGAUAUAGCAUGGCCCUUACUUCUGUUUUUUUUCAGACCAUGUACCUUGUGUUGGUGGAGAAAUCUGGUGCUGAAGAUGGGCUAUCAUCAGUUGAGAUCAUGUACUAUGACAGCUUUCUGUGUCUUCCGUUUUUGAAGCUUCUCAUUGUAGCUACUGGAGAAUUUCCAGAUUCUUUAUCAUUACUAAUUGCAAAGAGUAAUUCCUUAUAUUUUCUGGUGAUCCUCAUUCUUUCAUUUAUUAUGGGCAUUGUUCUCGACUUCACCAUGUUCUUAUGUACGAUAGUCAACUCCGCUCUAACAACAACCAUCGUUGGAGUCCUAAAAGGGGUUGGGUCCACGACCCUUGGUUUUGUAGUACUGGGUGGCGUGCAAGUACAUGUUUUGAAUGUAACUGGACUAGUUAUCAACACAGCUGGCGGAGUUUGGUAUUCAUUUGCCAAAUAUCAACAGAGGAAGAACAAGCCCGCAAAGUGGAUUGCAGAUGUGGAGGCUCAUCGUAAAUAAAGUUGAUACCAAAAGAUUGCAUAUGGUUACUAACAGCUCCUUUCUGUUUGUACAUUUUGCUUCUUAUCUUCAUCAAAACAUGGCAAUUAGUUCAGGUACUGUUUGGUACGUGGGACGGGACGGAACAGAGUGGGACAAGGUGUUCCGUCCCACGUUUGGUACGCCUAAAACAGGUGGAACGAGCUGUUCCACAGGACGAGUUUUGGGUGAAUUUUCGUUCCA